This is a messenger RNA of Diaporthe amygdali, 1119 nucleotides long. RefSeq names its product cytochrome P450. Lineage: Eukaryota; Fungi; Ascomycota; Sordariomycetes; Diaporthales; Diaporthaceae. The coding region runs from base 1 to 1119 and encodes 372 amino acids. The transcript has a single exon. The record is from RefSeq and is a predicted model, not a curated record. Gene Ontology annotation, molecular function: heme binding; iron ion binding; monooxygenase activity.
AUGCUGCCAGCCUUCGCAGUCCCCCAUAUCAGGCAUCUGAGUCACAUAUUUUGGGAUAAAGCACUGGAGAUGGUGGCUUCCAUGGAGGAGCAAUUGAAGUCCGACCCCGAAUCCUUGAUCGAACUUCGUGAGUACGUUUCACGAGCCACACUGGAUAACAUCGGGCUAGCUGGCAUGGGUUAUGAUUUCCAAAGCCUCAGGCAGCCUGAUAGCGAGCUCAGAACUCGAUACAAAAAGUUGCUUUUGGACCCGACCAAGGUCUUCAACUGGGUCGGACUGCUGAGCAGGUACCUGGACAUGCGACUAUUGCUGGAGAUACCCGUGAAAAAGCUCCGAGAAAUCAAGGAGUCGGCGAAUUACCUCCGCGCGAUUUCCGGGCGGGUGAUUCAAGAGAGAAAAGAGAAGCUUAUUGCGUCCGAUGAAGCGGCAAGCAAAGAUAUCAUCACCGUUGCCCUGGCAAGCGGCGUGUUUGCGGACCACCACCUGGUCGAUCAUGUCAUGACGUUCCUGACAGCAGGGCACGAGUCUACAGCCACAACCUUCGAGUGGACCAUGUAUGAGCUCGCACGAAGGCCUGAAAUGCAACUUCGGCUGAGGUCAGAAGUGAGGGCAGCCCUAGGACCUGACCACACAGCCGCCGACUUUGGACCGCAGGUUUCCAACAUUGCGUAUCUGAACGCCUUCUGCAGUGAGGUCAUACGCUGCUAUCCAUUCUCCCCCAUCAUUGCCAAGACUGCGCAACGAAACACCACCAUCAAUGGCCAGCACAUUCCCAAAGGAACCAUGGUCAUCUAUUCGGCUGAGACUACAAACCAUGACAAGAGUCUCUGGGGACCCGAUGCCCAUAUAUUCAACCCAGGGCGAUGGCUCGGCGAAGGAAUGGCAAAAACCGGAGGAGCAAGCAGUAAUUUCGCUAUGCUCUCAUUUGGAGCGGGACCAAGGAAUUGUAUCGGACAGGACUUUGCAAGGACAACUCUCGAGUGUCUUGUUGCAGCAAUGGUGGCUACGUUCGAAAUCGAGCUGGCCAAUGUUGAUACAGCUGGCAGACUGAGAUUUGGACAGACGAAAAAGUCUGUAGAGGGGAUGUGGGCCAGACUGAAGAUCUUACCCCCUGCCUAG